Messenger RNA from Lachancea fermentati, 1233 nucleotides. NCBI's taxonomy places the organism in Eukaryota, Fungi, Ascomycota, Saccharomycetes, Saccharomycetales, Saccharomycetaceae. The record is from the annotation of a GenBank genome assembly.
AUGGAAAGCCCAAAUUACCGACAGCAUAAUCUAGAAACGCCGGUUGGCAUUAAGAUUCCAGGGGACGACGAACUAAAGGAUUCAGUUUGGAAAACUGCACAUUAUGUUGCAAGGAAUGGGCAUCAGUUCGAAGAAAAGUUACACGGUGAUAGAUUUUCAUUCCUACAAGAAGAUGACGAAUAUAACGAUUAUUAUCGGUUCCUAGUUUCAAGUUUCGAAGAAACUAACAACAAUGGCAAGCAAGAUAUGGCUGAAGAUGAUUAUCAAGGCGAAGUUGAGCGCGAAGAGGCGCUACCUCUUGAUUCUAUUCCUCAGAAUCCGUAUCUGUUUGUUUUUAGCACUUAUGACAAGAACGUUUCACAGAUGUCCUUAAAAAUUAUGAAAACCACUGCACUUUACUGUAUUGCCAACGAGGAAAAUGAAUAUCUCAAUCUAUUGAGGGAGCGUUAUAGAGAAGAAGAGAUUUUUGCGUUUUUGAAACCUGACCACCCACUUAACCCUGUUUUUACCGGCUUUAUAAAUCAAUACAAACAGAUUAUAAGCAGAGAAUUUGGCCCUCUUACAGAUCUUGGCAAGGAUUUUAAGUUGACAUUAAUGAGAAGAUGUUUUAAAAGAGCAGAAUAUGAAGAGUACGCUCUAGCAAUGAAAGAAGAACAAAGGCAGGUUUAUGAAAAGUUCAAGCUUAAAUUUUCUGCAUACGAUUGGAGUUCUUUUAAAAUUAUUGGUAAAAUUGCCUUUUCCGAAGAAGAUCAGACCAAAAAGCUUCCGGAGCCCUUGGACUUCGUUUCUCUGUCAUUUAAGUCAUUACAAAAACAAACUCCAGACGCUUUCCUUACCUCGAACAUUGAAAUUUCAUCGCAGACGGAAAACAACUCAAAGGGGCAUGACGAUACUACCGAGGCUAAGUUGAAGAAAAAGCCCAAGAUGAAGAUAAAAGCUGCAGGAGAGACCAGACUGAAGAGAGACGCCUUCGAAGCAUCAUCUAAAACUGAAAAUUCGAAAUUCAUAGAAUGCCCUAUAACUCACAAAAUGAUUCCUGAACAUAAAUUUGACAAGCAUAUUCAGAUUCUUCUCAGUGAUCCGAAUUACUUGAAAGAGCGGGAACAAUUUAAAGCCAAGCAUAAGUUAACUAAUUUAACUUACGAAGGAGUGCAUGAAAAUAUCAAAAGACUAGCAAAAAUAAACACAGAUCACAACAAUAAGGAGCAAUCUUCGAAGAGACAAAAAACUUAG